This is a messenger RNA of Trichosurus vulpecula (common brushtail), 4142 nucleotides long. RefSeq names its product N-alpha-acetyltransferase 16, NatA auxiliary subunit (gene NAA16). Gene Ontology annotation, cellular component: NatA complex; cytoplasm. Gene Ontology annotation, biological process: N-terminal peptidyl-methionine acetylation. The record is from RefSeq and is a predicted model, not a curated record. Bases 236 to 2833 code for a protein of 865 amino acids. Lineage: Eukaryota; Metazoa; Chordata; Mammalia; Diprotodontia; Phalangeridae. Gene Ontology annotation, molecular function: protein-N-terminal amino-acid acetyltransferase activity; protein binding. The transcript is spliced from 20 exons.
GGGCAGCUGUAAGAGGAGCCGGUCGGAGAGAGUUCUCCGACCCGUCCUUCCUUCCUUACAUCUUCUCCCUCCCCCGCGGCCUUGACCUUGGAGCCGCGUCCAAACCCGGGGCUGAUGAGUUGACCCUGCGGGUGGGCGUCCGAGGAGAGCCCCCUAAGCCGCGGCGGCCACCCAGUGCCGGACCCCCAGAAGCCGGAGCCCCGGGGCCUCGCGGCCGCCUCCCUCCGGCCCCGCUAUGCCGUCCGUGCAGCUGCCUCCCAAGGAGAGUAACCUCUUCAAACGGAUCCUGAAGUGUUAUGAACAGAAGCAGUACAAAAAUGGUCUCAAAUUCUGUAAGAUGAUUCUGUCAAACCCAAAGUUUGCUGAACAUGGAGAAACCUUGGCUAUGAAAGGGUUGACAUUGAACUGUUUAGGAAAGAAAGAAGAAGCAUAUGAAUUUGUUCGUAAAGGACUUCGGAAUGAUGUCAAGAGCCAUGUCUGUUGGCAUGUAUAUGGACUUUUGCAGCGUUCUGAUAAAAAAUAUGAUGAAGCUAUAAAGUGUUAUCGAAAUGCCCUCAAAUUAGAUAAAGACAAUCUACAGAUCCUGAGAGACCUCUCUUUGUUACAAAUCCAAAUGAGAGACCUUGAAGGCUAUCGUGAGACAAGGUAUCAACUUCUUCAGUUGCGCCCAACACAACGUGCUUCAUGGAUUGGAUAUGCUAUAGCAUAUCAUUUGCUGAAAGAUUAUGAUAUGGCACUAAAACUAUUGGAAGAAUUUAGAAAGACUCAGCAAAUUCCGCCUAAUAAAAUAGACUAUGAGUAUAGUGAAUUGAUACUGUACCAGAACCAAGUGAUGAGAGAAGCAGAUCUGUUUCAAGAAUCUUUAGAACAUAUAGAAACAUAUGAAAAUCAAAUCUGUGAUAAACUUGUAGUAGAAGAAAUUAAGGGAGAAAUGCUGUUGAAAUUGGGAAGACUGAAGGAAGCUGGUGAAAUAUUCAAAGACUUGAUUGAUCGGAAUGCUGAAAACUGGAAUUACUAUGAAGGCUUAGAGAAAGCUCUGCAACCUCGCACCUUAGAGGAAAGGCUUCAUAUUUAUGAAGAAAUAAGUAAGCGACACCCCAGAGCACUUUCACCCAGAAGAUUACCUUUAAACUUUGUCCCAGGUGAAAAAUUUAGAGAACUAAUGGAUAAGUUCCUGAGGGUUAACUUCAGUAAAGGCUGUCCACCCUUGUUUACCACUUUGAAAUCUUUAUAUUACAAUACAGAAAAGGUUUCUAUGAUACAGGAACUUGUUACUAGUUAUGAAGCUUCUCUAAAAACAUGUGACUUCUUUAGUCCUUAUGAAAAUGGAGAGAAGGAACCUCCAACAACACUCCUCUGGGUUCGAUAUUUCCUGGCACAGCACUUUGACAGACUUGGCCAAUGCUCAUUGGCUUUAGAUUACAUUAAUGCUGCAAUUGCAAGCACUCCAACUUUAAUAGAACUGUUCUGUAUAAAGGCAAAAAUUUAUAAACACAUAGGUAAUUUAAAGGAAGCUGCUAAAUGGAUGGAUGAAGCACAGUCUUUGGACACAGCUGAUAGAUUCAUAAACUCGAAAUGUGCUAAAUACAUGCUACAAGCAAAUAUGGUGAAAGAGGCAGAGGAUAUGUGUUCCAAGUUCACAAGGGAAGGGACAUCUGCCAUGGAAAAUCUAAAUGAAAUGCAGUGUAUGUGGUAUCAAUCAGAAUGUGCUUCAGCUUAUCAGAGACUGGAAAAAUACGGUGAAGCCUUAAAAAAGUGCCAUGAAAUAGAAAGGCAUUUUUUUGAGAUAACAGACGACCAGUUUGACUUCCAUACAUACUGCAUGAGAAAGAUGACUCUUCGUGCCUACGUUGACCUUUUGCGAUUAGAAGAUGUACUCAGGAAACAUGCUUUCUAUUUCAAGGCUGCUCGAUCUGCAGUUGAAAUAUACUUGAAAUUGCAUGAUAAUCCGUUAACCAAUGAAAGCAAAGAACAAGAAGUGAAUUCAGAAAACCUUUCAGCCAAAGAAUUAAAGAAAAUGCUCAGCAAGCAGAGAAGAGCCCAGAAAAAAGCUAAAUUGGAAGAAGAGAGGAAACAUGCUGAGAGAGAACGGCAACAAAAAAAUCAGAAGAAAAAACGAGACGAGGAAGAAGAAGAAACCAGUGGUCCCAAGGAAGAAUUAGUACCCGAAAAACUUGAAAGGGUAGAAAAUCCAUUAGAAGAAGCUAUCAAGUUCCUUCGACCACUUAAGACUCUUGCUGCUGAUAACAUAGACACUCAUCUUUUAGCAUUUGAAAUAUACUUUAGAAAAGGAAAAUUUUUGUUAAUGUUGCAGUCGGUCAAAAGAGCUUUUGCUAUUAACCGUAACAACCCUUGGCUACAUGAGUGUUUAAUUAAAUUCUCUAAAUCUGUGUCUAAUCAUAGUAAUCUCCCAGAAAUAGUGAACAAAGUCCUAACCCAAGAAAUGCAGAAAAUCUUUGUCAACAAAGAUUUGGAAAGUUUUAAUGAAGAGUUUCUCAAACAUAAUGCUACCUCUAUUCGGCAUCUACUUUCAGGUGCUAAGAUGAUGUAUUUCCUAGAUGAAUCAAGACAAGAAAAAGCAAUUGCUAUUGCCACUAGAUUGGAUGAAACUGUAAAAGAUAAAAAUGUGAAGACUUUAACAAAAGUUUUUGAAGCACUGGUUGAUGGCAGCUUUGGGGUCUGUAAUACCCAGUGUGAAAAAUACCGGACAGCAUGCCAUAAACUGUUUCCCUUUUCACCUGCCUUUCUGCCUCCUGCAAAUGAGGAUGAUAGUAGUACUGCAUCAAUAAACUAUACAACUAUUAACCAUGAUGUGAUGGCAAAUGAAAUUUGAAUAUCAUAAAAGAAUUGAUUUACAAUCUCAUGGCUGGAUUCAGAUCAGGGUUACUUUUCAAGGGUGCAUUUUAAUAUCUCAUAGACAUAAGGUGAAUUAUUUGAGUAGUAAAAUUUAAAAAUGGAGUAUACCAUUAACUUUUGUUCUUCUCCUGACUCCCAACUGUCACUGUUUAUAUAAAUCUUUUCUGUAAUCACCAUUUGUCAUAUUUAUACUUAUACUUGUCUUAUCAACAGAACUCCCAAAUUAUGAGCAUUACAGUAUAUAAGGACUGUUUUCAUCUUAGUGUUACAAAAAUAUGAUCAUUUCUUACUGGUAAACUUAGACAUUGGACAAUUUUAGCUAAUUAUGUUGGAUAUAAUACCAGUGUUUGCCCUACAUUUUAUUUCAAUUUUUUAAUUUUAAUUUGCCUUGGUGCAUUUUUUAAAAACCGUAUUACUAUGACUAUACUGGCUGUUUGCAUGAUUUUUUGAAAUAUGGAUCCCACUGUAUAGAGGUGUCUUUUCAAAAUUAUAAGUUGGAAUUGUUUCUUUAUAUUUUUCAUGUUAUACCAUUUUAAACACACAUUAUCAGUGAGAAGUAUUGCUCAAAUACCAAUGCCCUUCUUUUGUUUUCAGAAAUACUAAUUUAGCAGUUUAACCAAGAUACUGCAGUUUUGUGAUUUACUAAGGAUGUGAAGAUUAAUUCCCUCCUCAGUCAUAGAAAUUCACUGAUCGGUUUACGUAUUUUAUACAAGUCGUAGCCAAGAAAUGUAAUGCUUCUUCACUAAAUUGCUUUCAGUACUACUAAGGAAUUUAUAUUAAAAAAGUGCUUUUUGUAGUUGUUCUUCAAAGGGGACAAUAGGCUGACUUUAAAUUAUGAUGAAGCACUUUUUUACUCUGUGUGUGUGGUGCAUUAACUAGUGAAUGUAUUCAGACGUACCACAUAGCAAAAUGAAUGUUAAAACUUUGAUUGGCUUAGCUAAUAAAAUAUGAUCCUGCUCAAUAAUACAGCUUUUUUGGGGGAAGGCAGUAGCUUUUCAUUCUAUAGGAAUGACUCUCAAACCUUAAAGUGUACUGCGGCUUGUACAGAAAAAUUGAAAUCAGUCAGUGUUUUUGUUUUUAUUUCACUGCUAUGUAAAUAUUUCAGUAAUGUUAACUAGACCCUUUAAGGCAAAAACAAGGAGAGAUUUUAUUAAGACAAGUAAACUGUUCCAAUUGAAAUGGUUUAUUUUUUGCCUGGUGUAUUUAGGUUUUGAGUUUUUGGAUAAAAAACUCACUGUAAAAUCAUGCCAACCAAUGUAAUGCUGUAAUAAAUUAUUUUGUACACA